GAGGGAGUAGCACGCAAAUGCACCAUGUCGGCCAACAAUGACAUGUGAAUUCACACCAAACGCACACAGGGAGGGGAAAAAAUCAAGCCCUCGCUACCACACAUCUCUUACAGUACUCCAAGAUCUCUUAAGGAAAUCUCCUCCUUCUCCCACGCCACACCACCACAUCACUUUUACCACUCUCAGAUCCAGCAAUCUCACAUAGCACAAGGCAAUGGAGGUUGCUCUCGUGGGCGUGGGCACGGGGGUGAUGAAGCCCCUCCUGUCCAAGCUCUUCAAGGCGCUCAACGAAGAGCGCAGCAAGCUCAAGGGCGUGCGCCGUGAGGUCGAAGGCACAAGAGAAGAGAUGAGCAAUAUGCAGGCUGCGCUGGAGGCGCUAGCAGACGCCGAGCAGCUCGACCAUGAGACUAGAGCUUGGAGGGACGAUGUCCGCGAGCUGUCCUUCGACAUGGAGGAUUGUGUUGAUGACUUCAUGGCUCGUGCUGACACCAAGGAAGAUGGGCCAAAGGGCUUCAAGGGGUUCUUUGACAAGCUGACCAAGCUCAAACCUCGCCAUGAGAUCGCCGGCGAGAUCAAAAAGCUCAAGGCCCGUGCAAUCGAGACAAGCAAGAGGCAUCAGAGGUAUAAAACUGUCCGCCUCUCAUCUGACUCCACCGCCUGUGAUAUUGAUCCCAGGUUGCACGCGCUCUAUCUGGACGUCAGUAAGCUUGUGGGCAUUGACGGUCCUAUGAAGCAUAUCAUUGAGGGGCUCAAAAAUGAAGAUUCAUCUUCUAAGCAGCUUCACGUGCUGUCAAUUGUUGGUGCUUGUGGUCUUGGUAAGACUACUCUCUCUAAUGCAGUCUACCAAACCAUCAAAAAACAAUUCGAUUGUUCAGCUUUCGUGUCUGUUUCUCGGAAGCCUAACAUGCGAAAUGUUCUAAGAGAAAUCGCUAAAGGGUUGAAGAUUACUCACAUCACUUCUGAUGAUGGCGUGCAUCCACUUAUUGAUACACUUCGGGAGCACCUCCAGAACAAAAAGUACCUUGUUGUGGUUGAUGAUAUAUGGAGCACAGAAGCAUGGAAAACUAUAAGAGAUGCUUUACCAAAUAAUGACUGUGGGAGCAGAAUUUUCACUACAACACGCAAUAGUACGGUUGCAUCACUUUGUUCUCCUCAAGGCGAUUAUGUCUAUAGAAUGGAACCCCUUAGUUCCGCUGACUCCCGAAGACUAUUUCUUGAAAGAGCAUUCCGUUCUGAGGAUUUACUCCCUCCCACUCUAGAAGAAAUAUCUAUGAAGAUAUUGGAAAAGUGUGCAGGGCUUCCUUUGGCUAUUAUUACCUUGUCUAGUAUGCUGGCUGAUAAACCAGCAGAAGAAGAAUGGAAGAGGGUGCUUGAUGCUAUUGGUUCUUCACUUGCAAAAGAGGCUGUGGUCAUGACGAAGAUAUUAUCUCUCAGUUAUUUUGAUCUUCCUCACCCUCUGAGAAGUUGCUUGUUGUAUCUGAGUGAAUUCCCAGAAGAUCAUAUUAUCGACAAACGGAGUCUGAUACAUAAAUGGAUCGCCGAAGGAUUCAUCCAUGAAGCACAAGGGAGGAGUGCACAUGAAGUAGGCCGGGAUUAUUUGAAUGAAUUGAUCAACAAGAGCUUGAUCCAGCCAAUAGCAAAUCAUCAAUCUGACGAGUUGUAUGAUGAGGUCGCAGCAUGCCGGAUUCAUGACAUUGUUCUUGAUUUCAUAACUUGCAAGGCCGAAGAAGAAAACUUUAUGACAUCAUUGGAUGAUGGAAAGAAGGUGGGGAGACACAAGGUUCGCAGGCUCUCUGUGGCGAGCCGCACUAAUGAAAUGGAUUCUGUGUCAGGGGAUCUCUCCCAUGUUCGAUCACUUGCUAUGUUUGGGUAUUCUGUGUUGCAAUUUCCAGCUAUUGGUGUGUUGGAUUUCCCAGUUCUUCGUGUGUUGGACAUAGGGGAAUGUGAGAUUGUAAAAGGUGAGCAAAUGGCAAAUAUUGAAAAGUUACUUCUUCUCAAGUACUUGCGUGUCGGAGCAGGAUUGAUAAGUACUACCGAGCUUCUAGGAGGAAUUGGAAAACUGAAGUAUUUAGAAACACUGGACAUGCGUGGUGUCGAAAUUGGAAAACUGCCAUCAAGUAUGACACGGCUUCAAAGGUUGGCCCGUCUAUAUGCUCACUUCAAGACUAGCUGUUUAUCGGAUGGAAUUAUAGGACAGCUAAAGAGCUUAGAAGAGCUAGAGCACAUUAUGGUCCUUGACUCUGAACUUGACAAGUUUCUGCAGGAACUUUGUCAGCUAACCAAGCUAAGGAUGUUGAGUGUAACUGUGAUAGACCAAUCUGAUUCUGUGGAAAACAAAGCAGUUGUAAGGUUUAUUGGAACCUUAAUAUCUUCGUACAAUAUUCAUCAUCUCAGAAUCAGCCACGAGCCUUGUAGUAAAAAUCAGUCAGAAGGUUCUCUUAAAUAUAACCUCCUUCCGAUGGAAUCAUGGUGCCCUGCAAAUCCUUCAGUGGCUAGCCAGGAGUAUGGUCAGGACCAGCGCUGCUCUUUUGCUCACCUCGGCCCGGAAGGCCGUGGACGGGUCCAGCAGGCAUGAGGUGUUUUCGCCGGCCGACACGGCUAGGGAGGCGUCGACGCCGCUUCUCGCAGCCGUAGGUGCGUCCGGACUGGGGGUACAUGCCUCACCGGCCCCCACAGCGUUGGGAGGGCUGGGUGGGGCCUCUGCAGAUUCUGCCCACGCUUCGGUGCGCGGCGGCCGGGCUGCUCCGGAGCCGGCGACUGCUGGCGGAUCGCCGGUGUUCACGCGGCAGGCAGUAACGUCGGUUACUACUUCUGCGCCGGUGACGGCGGCUCAGGGCGUCGCUGUGGGGGGAGGGGCAGGUGGUCUCUCCCCGUGCAGGGCUUCUCGCGAUGAGGUCAUCGCUUUUGGUGGCAUCCCGGACCCUGUCUCCCAGGGGAGGCGGAUCAGCGGGCGGUUGCAGGAGCAGCCGGACGUCGACGACAUUCAACUACGGUGCGCUGUGAGAGCGACCAAGUUGCAGGACGUCGAAACCACCACUGGUUGUUUUCAGAGCCACAGCGUUCAUCCGUAUGUGGUCGCUACUCACUCCGACGGAGGCCAGGGAGCGUUUGGUUACUGCGUCUACCCGAUGGGAGAUGGUAGCUCGGGAUAUUUUCAACCGGUUUGGAUGACGGUCAUGUAAUAGGAUAGAGUGAUCCUAUAGUUUUGCCAGCCGGUUGUGGCUUUCAGCUUUUCUUACUUGCAGAUUUUGUUUUAAUUUGCACUAUGACCUUUCUGUACUUUUGAGAUUGGUUUCGUAUUAUUAAUAAUAUGAGCCGUAUGCAUCAUUCUGAUGCAGAGGCUGGGGCGCGGCCCCUUUUCCAAAA
Molecule: messenger RNA, 3366 nt
Organism: Triticum aestivum (bread wheat)
Lineage: Eukaryota; Viridiplantae; Streptophyta; Magnoliopsida; Poales; Poaceae
Product: disease resistance protein RGA5
Exons: 4
Coding region: 215-2575 (786 amino acids)
Biological process (GO): defense response to other organism
Molecular function (GO): ADP binding
Source: RefSeq, a predicted model, not a curated record